Cetraspora pellucida is the source of this 174-nucleotide messenger RNA. Lineage: Eukaryota; Fungi; Glomeromycota; Glomeromycetes; Diversisporales; Gigasporaceae. The record is from the annotation of a GenBank genome assembly.
AUGGUUCAAAACGAAAGAUAUUACACGACUGUAUGUUAUAUUGUAGCUAGAGAUCCUGUAGCUCGUAAACGUGCAAUGGGUAAUGAAACAAUGAAUCUCCAACCAUUAUUGCGUAUUGCUAUUAUCUUGUCAUGGGAUGUAUUUUUCUUUGUAUUGGAAAGAGUUAUUUGUUAG